UCUCCACAGCAGGAUUAACCCUUCCAGUGAGGAGCAGGCACCCAUCCAGUCUCUCCGAGCACAGCAAAAGGAGCAGGACCACGGUCUGAAGAGGGAUGGUCUCUGCAGCUACGUUGAUUUAACAGCAAAUUUCACAAAAAUAGGCUCCUUUUGCACCGUCUGUCUGUGACUCGGAGCAUUCCAGGAGCUGCAAGGCACCAGCCAUGCUCCCUUCCCAGCCUCUCCUGCCCGCUGUGGUGUUUGCCCUUGUGGUCCUUCAGGCCCUGGCCUCUGACACCUUCAUUGCAGCCGUCUACGAGCACGCCGUCAUCCUGCCAGAUGCCACCAUACAGCCCGUGUCUCCCGAUGAUGCUUUGGCCCUGAUGAACAAGAACAUGGAUGUCUUGGAAGGGGCCGUCAAGGAAGCCUCCCAGCAGGGUGCCCACAUCAUUGUGACUCCUGAAGAUGGCAUUUACGGAUGGCGUUUCACCAGAGAAGCCAUCUACCCCUACCUGGAGGACAUCCCUGAUCCGGGGGUGAACUGGAUUCCCUGCACCGACCCCAAAAGGUUUGGUCCAGCUCCAGUGCAGGAGCGACUCAGCUGCAUGGCCAGGAAUAACUCCAUCUAUGUGGUGGCAAACAUGGGGGACAAGAAGCCCUGUAACUCCAGUGACCCCAGCUGCCCCAGCGACGGUCGCUACCAGUACAACACCGACGUCGUCUUCGACCCCGAGGGGAAACUGGUGGCUCGUUACCACAAGUAUAAUCUCUUUAUGUCAGAAACUCAGUUUAAUUACCCAAAAGAGCCGGAAGCCAUCACCUUUGAGACGCCUUUUGGGAAGUUUGGCAUUUUCACCUGCUUUGACAUCCUGUUCCGUGAGCCUGCCGUGGUCCUGGUGAGCGAGCUGCAGGUGGACACCGUGCUCUUCCCAACGGCUUGGAUGAACGUCUUGCCCUUCCUGACGGCAAUUGAGUUUCACUCGGCCUGGGCCAUGGGCAUGGGCGUCAACUUCCUGGCUGCCAAUACACACCAUACCAGCCUGUCUAUGACAGGGAGCGGGAUUUACGCCCCAGACGGAGCCAGAACAUACUACUACAACAUGGAAACUGAGGAUGGUCUCCUCCUCAUUGCUGAACUCAAUUCUCACCCUCGCCUUUCUCCUGCCUUCCCUCCUGCUGUCAACUGGAGCUCCUACGCUCGGAGUGGCCCAAGACCCCCACCAAACGACAAUGAUUUUGAAGGACUCAUCUUCCACGACAGGUUCACUUUCACGGAGCUCACUAAGACUGAGGGGGCUGUCGCCGUUUGCCAGAAGGACCUCUGCUGUUACCUGAGCUACAAGAUGAUAGGGAAAGGAGAAGAUGAAGUUUAUGUGCUGGGUGCUUUUGAUGGGCUUCAUGUCGUUGAAGGCCAAUACUAUCUGCAGAUAUGCACGGUGCUCAAGUGCAAGAGCCCAGACCUGAAGACGUGUGGGCAGCCGGUGGAGACGGCUCGGACCAAGUUUCAGAUGUUCUCCCUCAGCGGGACGUUUGGCACCAACUAUGUCUUUCCUGAGGUCUUGUACAGCGGGGUGCAGCUGGCCCCUGGGGAUUUCGAGGUAUUGAGCGAUGGGCGCUUGAUGAGUAAGACGAUACCAACAAAACCAGUCGUCACCGUGACGCUUUUUGGACGGUGGUAUGAAAGGGAUCAUCUGAAAGAAGACCCACAGCCAACAGCCCUCCCAUGAUAUUACCAUAACUGAACCUGUGCACUCUUCAUCUUAUGUCCAAGUGAGAUACAGCAUCCUCUGCUACAACAAUCCCAACUCUAUUUCCCGUUUCCAGUUACGCAAACUUCUUAUCAAGGUGCUUUGUUUCCUAAUAAUGCAGCAGUGUUAUUUUAUUGCUGCCAUUUAUUGAGAAGUAUCUAUUUCUGUAUCAGAGGAUUACUAAUCUUUUAUUAGCGCAAAAAAGGCAGUUGUGUUUCUUUCUCUGAUUUCUGGAUUUUUAUUUUUCUGGCCCUCGGAAAAUCUGUGUUGUGGGGCAGAGGAUCCAUUCCUAUUAACGUAGCAUUGCACAUUUUAAAUAAAACAGUGAAAAAUGUGA
Molecule: messenger RNA, 2064 nt
Organism: Calidris pugnax (ruff)
Lineage: Eukaryota; Metazoa; Chordata; Aves; Charadriiformes; Scolopacidae
Product: pantetheinase-like
Exons: 8
Coding region: 204-1706 (500 amino acids)
Molecular function (GO): hydrolase activity, acting on carbon-nitrogen (but not peptide) bonds, in linear amides
Source: RefSeq, a predicted model, not a curated record